AUGGCGUUAUCAAUAACAAAGUUCUCAAGAGUUUGGUCCUCUUUAUUUAAUACGAACAACUUGAGAAAUUUAUCAACGACGUGCUCUAAUAACGCCAAAGUACGUUUUAAUUGGGAGGAUCCACUCGACUUAGAUGGACAAUUACACGAAGAUGAAAAAGCGGUUCGUGACACAUUUAAAGAUUAUUGCAACGAAAAACUAAUGCCGAGAAUAGUAGAAGCGAACAGGAAAGAAGUUUUUGAUCGAGAAAUUUAUAAGGAAAUGGGAGAAUUAGGUGCACUUGGAUGCACUAUUAAGGGUUACGGCUGUGCUGGUGUAUCAUACGUAACUUAUGGAUUAAUUACAAGAGCAUUGGAUGGUGUGGACUCAGCUUAUAGAUCAGCUAUGAGCGUACAAAGUAGUUUAGCUAUGGGGGCUAUUUAUAUGUAUGGGACUGAAGAACAGAAGCAAAAAUUCCUGCCAAGGAUGGCCAAAGGUGAAUUAAUAGGGUGUUUUGGAUUAACUGAACCGAAUUUCGGUAGUGAUGCUGGAGGACUUGUGACAAAGGCUAAAUACGACUCUAAAUCAAAAAGUUUUAUACUUUCCGGUUCAAAAACUUGGAUUACGAAUUCGCCAAUAGCAGACGUUUUAAUAAUUUGGGCGAAGGAUGAAGAAAAAAAUGUAAGGGGAUUUAUAGUUGAGAGGGCACAAGUCAGUAAAGGUCUCGAUACGCCUCGAAUCGACGGUAAAUUUUCUUUGCGAGCGUCUGCGACGGGCAUGAUAUUGCUCGACGAAGUUGCUAUACCGGAGGAAAAUUUAUUGCCAAACGUGGUCGGUUUAAAGGGACCUUUCGGAUGUCUCAAUAAUGCCCGGUAUGGAAUCGCUUGGGGCGCUCUCGGUGCAGCUGAAACAUGUUUGCGGAUCGCCCGACAGUACACAUUAGAUAGAAAGCAAUUUGGGAGGCCGCUUGCUUCAAACCAACUUAUACAAAAAAAGAUGGCUGACAUGAUUACGGAGAUAAGUAUUGGUUACCAGGCAUGCUUACAGGUCGGACGCUUGAAAGAUAAGGACUUAGCAGCGCCCGAAAUGAUAUCGUUAAUUAAAAGGAAUAGUUGCGGUAAAGCUUUAGAAAUUGCUAGAGUUGCUCGAGAUAUGCUGGGAGGAAACGGUGUUUCGGAUGAAUACCAUGUUAUAAGGCAUGUGAUGAAUCUUGAAGCUGUUAAUACGUAUGAGGGUACACAUGAUAUUCAUAGCUUAAUUUUAGGCAGAGCAAUUACUGGAAUUGCUGCAUUUUAA
Molecule: messenger RNA, 1275 nt
Organism: Parnassius mnemosyne (clouded apollo)
Lineage: Eukaryota; Metazoa; Arthropoda; Insecta; Lepidoptera; Papilionidae
Source: the annotation of a GenBank genome assembly